Molecule: messenger RNA, 2996 nt
Organism: Jatropha curcas
Lineage: Eukaryota; Viridiplantae; Streptophyta; Magnoliopsida; Malpighiales; Euphorbiaceae
Source: RefSeq, a predicted model, not a curated record
AAGCCCGAUACAUAUGCGAUUCGAGCUAAUGUAGCAGGACUCAAAAAAAUAUAAGCUUGAAGCUGUCUUUUGAUUUUCUGGAAGUUCAAAUCGUGGUCUAUGCUAUCGUCUCGCUCUCUCGUUCUCCCUUCGUCGCUUUCUGACCUUAGCAACAAGACAAGAAGCCCGAUCUAGUUGGAUAAUGGAUAUAUAGGAUUUGAAGGACGAUAAGCGAUUCAACCUUCUCUCAUUCGCUCUCUUCUUCUGGAGAGUCUGUCUAUACUGCCGGCGACCCUGCCCCUCUCUUCGAUUCUCUGAUUUUUCCUUUUCAACGGUCAGUUGCCGUUGUUAUUAUAUCACCGACGGCCUUUCCGAUAUCAAUUUAAUUUUUCGUUUUGCUGUCUGGAAUAGGUGUAAGCUGCAAGGUCUAACAACUGGGGGUAGACAGGCAACUGAGCCACCCUCCCAAUCACCUUUCAUCUCCAAAUGCACCAAGCCUUUGUGGCUCUAGAUCCUUCCAUGUGUUCACCAAGAUACCAUUGUUGAAAUCUAGACCCUCCUGUACUCAUAUAUAUGUACUCAGUGUCCAUAUGAUCAAUGUGGUCCAAUACAGUUCAAAGAUGUCCCUGGAUCAACUUGGGUUGCACAACAAUGAUUCUUGUUUUUUAAUGUACUUAGCUUCUACUACCUGACCAUCUACAGAAUAAACACGUAUUGAGAAUGUUAACUCUUCAGCUGUUGCCAAAGCUUCAGUUGCAAACAAAAAAUUCAUGGCUGAUAGUCCUUUGCACAAGCUCGGUGCAUCAUGAUUGCAAGUUUUGUACAUGGAGAUUGAUAAAGCAAUUAGAGAAAGUGAUGAUAGAAGGCUCAAGACCAAGUACAAUAAUGCCAUCUAUGUUAUUCAAAGAGCUCUUGCUAUAUAUUCGAUUGAAGAGAUUGCUUUAAGCUUCAAUGGAGGAAAAGAUUCAACAGUUUUGCUGCACUUGCUUAGGGCCGGCUUUUUUUUGCAUAAAGGUGGACAAAGCUGUUCCAAUGGGGGUCUUAUUAGUUUCCCAAUUCGAACAAUAUAUUUUGAGAGUUCCUCUGCUUUCCCUGAAAUCAAUUCAUUUACCUAUGAAACAGCCUCUAGCUAUGGUUUGCAAUUGGAUAUCAUUAGCUCCGAUUUCAAAACUGGAUUGGAAAAUCUGCUCAAAGCUAAUCCUAUCAAGGCUAUUUUCCUUGGUGUUCGAAUUGGUGACCCUACUGCGGUAGGCCAAGAACAAUUCUCCCCUAGUUCGCCUGGAUGGCCACCUUUUAUGAGAGUGAAUCCUAUCUUAGACUGGUCAUACAGAGAUGUUUGGGCUUUUAUUUUGACCUGCAAGGUCCGGUACUGCAGCCUUUAUGAUCAGGGAUAUACUUCUAUAGGGAGCAUACAUGACACAGUACCAAAUUCAUUGCUGUCCAUCAAUGACUCCAGUUGUAAAGAUAGAUUUAAACCUGCGUAUUUGCUUUCUGAUGGAAGAUUAGAAAGAGCAGGAAGAGUAAAAAAAUUGUCUCCUUCCUCUACUGGACAUUUUCCUGUUAAUGAUAGCCCAGGCGAUGUGGAUCCACAUAAAAACAGCAUGCUUGUAGCAUCAGCCAUUGCUGUUGGGGAUGAGAUUUUGUUUGGCACUGUCGAGGAUCAAUUGGGACCUUCACUGUGUAGAAAGAUCCGUUCAAUUGGUUGGUCUUUAUCACAAGCUGCAGUAGUGCGGAAUGAUAUAGAUUCUGUGGCUGCAGAAGUUGAGCGAUUUAAAUCUGCCAAUGAUGUGGUAUUUAUGUAUGGAGGGGUAGGUCCAUUGCAUUCUGAUGUUACUUUAGCUGGAGUUGCGAAGGCUUUUGGGGUUCGCCUGGCUCCUGAUGAAGAAUUUGAAGAAUAUCUUAGGCAUCUUAUAGGUGAACACUGCACUGGUGAUCGAAAUGAGAUGGCUCUGUUGCCUGAGGGUAUUACUGAAUUGCUACACCAUGAAAAGCUGCCAGUUCCUAUGAUAAAGUGCCAGAAUGUAAUCAUUCUUGCGGCAACAAAUGUUGCUGAGCUGGAUGAGGAAUGGGAAUGUUUGACAGAAUUAACAAAAUCUUACAACCUGCUGCCAAUGUUGGAACCAUUUGUAUUGAAACAAAUUUUAACAAAUCUUUCAGAUGUAGAAAUUGCUCAACCUCUAUCCAAAUUGUGUCUUGACUUCCCAGAUAUUAAUAUAGGGGUUUAUCGGAAAUCCAGGAAUGGGACUCUUGUAAUUAAUUUUGAAGGCAAGAAUCAAUUGCGGAUUGAUUUAGCUGUAGAAGCAUUAUGCAAGUUCUUUCAUCCUGGGGCAUUUUCUGAAAUUCACUAAAUUGGUGAUUCUGCUCAUUUUUUAAGUAUUUCCUUCUGAAGCUUGAGAUUCUGAUUGCUCAUUUGAUGGUAUUACCUGUCGGUAACAUAAAAGGAGUGGGAGGCAGCCUUGUGGUCAAUGUGAAGAUCAAAUGUGAAGAUUAGAGGAGGUUCCAGUUGGUAACAGAAUUAAAAAAACAAAAAAAAAAAAAAAAAAAAAACAAGAAUUAAAAAAAACAAAAAAAAAAAAAAAAAAAAUAAAAAAAAAAAAAAAAAAAAAAAAAAAAUGGGGGAAAUCAGAGGAAACUUUAAAAGACUAUAGAAAAAGAUAACUGCACAAAGCAUUUUAUGGUUAAGGAGGAACCAGAUUGUCAUCGUCAUAAGCUAACUGGUUGAAAGGCUUCGCCUCUGCCUUCAGGCAAAAGCUAAGUGAAGUUCAAUGCUCUUCAAAUAAUUGAAGAGGUUUUGGUGUUGAACUGCAAAAGAAUUCCUUAUGAAUUAUCAGCUUUAUGUUUACUCAAUUUCAAGAAUAUUUUGCUAGUUUCAUUACUUUUUUAUUUAUCAUCGAUUUGUGCAAUUCUUGUUUUCGCCAAGUGGUUCAGUCAAUUAUGUGAUACAAUGAUUAAUGAAAAUUUGGAAAUGUUGCUUAGAUAGUUUGGAAUAAAUUCACACAAUUUAUUUCAUUUGCAAA